UGCUGUACGUAUGUACUUAUCAGAAGACAUGUGAACUAGCUUCCAAGCAGUCAUGCGUUUGUUUUACCAAUUUUGGGUGUUUUUUUUUCUUAAUGAAGUGCAAUCAGCUCGAAUACUCGGCUUAUUUCCACAUCCGGGUAAAAGUCAUCAGAUUGUUUUCGAUCCUGUUAUGAAAGCACUAGCAGGACGCGGUCACGAGAUUACAGUUAUAACAUUUUUUCCGCUUCGGGCACCCCCAGAAAAUUACACAGAAGUUAAUCUUCAGAGUCUUAGCCAAUCAAAGUUAGAUAUCUUUAAGCUUGAUUCUUAUGAAAAACCUGGUUGGAUCAAUAAAAUACCAGUCAUUGGGAACAUCUGGGAUCAAUACCUACAGCAUAGUGACCUAGCUAAUGCUGCCUUCGAAAUAUGUAAGAGGAUGAUACAUUUCCCACCAGUAGUCAAGACGUUACGCAAACAGUACGAUCUCGUGAUUGUCGAAAAUUUUGCGGGAGAUUGUAUGCUUGGGCUCCUAAGUGCCUUUGGGAUCAAAGCUCCAGUCGUCGGUAUGUCUAGCCCUCAGCUUUUACCUAAUAAAGCUCGCAGAAUGGGCGCAGAUGAUAACCCUGCAUAUGUUCCCGUCGUGACCUCUUCAUUCUCACAUAAAAUGUCGUUCUUUCAACGAGUUGAAAACACAAUAGUACAUUAUUUAGCUGAACAAAUAUAUCAAACGUUACUUAAAAACGAACGGAAGCUGAUAGAAAAAAGGUUUGGGAGGAGAAUCGCCGACAUUCAAGAGUUAGCCAAUAACCAAUCGUUGAUUCUUGUUAAUUCGUAUCAUGUCUUAAAUGGCGUUUAUCCCAGAGUACCUGGUAUUGUAGAAGUUGGAGGGAUUCAUAUACAACCUAAAAACGACACGAUACCCACGUUUUUUGAAAAAUAUCUAAAUGAAUCCAACCACGGAGUCAUUUUAUUCAGUUUCGGGUCAAGCAUAUGCUCUUCGUCAUUAUCUAGAAAAACAGAGAAUGAGUUAAUUAAGUCUUUUUUUAAAUUAAAACAAAGAGUUAUUUGGAAACACUCGGAAGCCUCGAAAGGAGGGACAUUUAUUGGAAAAAAUAUAUUGAGAGUAAAAUGGAUGCCGCAAGCACAACUAUUGCAACACCCAAAAGUCCUAGCACUAGUUGGACAUGGUGGAUUACUCGGUAUAAUGGAAGCAAUUACGUUUGGUAAACCAAUCGUCGCAAUACCAGUGUUUGCCGACCAUAGAAGUAAUGCUGCGGCAGUGGAAGCUGCGGGUAUCGGUGUGAUAUUGCCUAUUAGUGACCUACAGGAGAAUAACUUUGUGAGGGCGAUCGAAAUUGUCCUAAGUCAAAGAAUGCGCGAGAGAACUCGUCUUGUAUCAGCAAUGUGGCAUGACAGAGAACAACUUCCAUUGGAUACAGCUGUGUACUGGACCGAGAGGGUAAUAAGAUGGGGCAACCAGUCACCACUAUCUUCACAAGCGAAAUAUCUCCCAUUCUACCAAUACGCGCUACUAGAUGUUGCUGCUUUUUUAACUUUAUUGUUAACCAUACUUCUUCUUACAUUAUUUUACUUAACAAAAUAUAUAAUUAGGUUUUUUAAAAAUAGCCGUCUAAAAGUCGUAAGAAAAGAAAAAAAUAAAUAGUGCGCCAGCUUUUGUUUUGCUCAGAAAAUAAUUAAAUUGUGUUUCUUUGCAUAUAAGUACCCAGUUAUCUAAUUUAAAGAUUCCAAUGAAAAUGACGAUAUGGUGCUUAUGUAAAAUGUGCAUCGUUAGUCGCAGGAGAUCACAGUAAGUAAUAUCCAUUGCAGAAUACAUCUACAAAUCUCUCGUUCGUACAUAAAUUCGGGAUUGCCUUUUGAGACAUAUGAGUAGAAUGUUUAUAAACCCACCAUUGUUGAUUUCUUCGAAAUUGUAACAUAAACAAUCGUGAUUUAGGACUUUUUGCAAUUUUUGAAGCAACUACUAUGUGCGUAUACACGGUGUUUCGACAAGCAGAUUCCAACAUUUUCAUCCAAGACGUAGUGACCGAACUCCUCUCGUCGGAAAAGAUAUUCGUACCUUGUCUCGAAAACAGCCAGUUCACAACAAUGUGCUGUGUGUUUGAAUGCAUUACUCGAGGAGACACACUUGUUGUCACACGCUGCGACGGUAAAUUCCAUCUGGACUGCCUAAAUAUACGUCAGCCUAGAAUACUAUUACUCAUUGGCUGAGACCAGGUCUAACGUAUAUUAUACCUAAAAAUGAAGUACCUUUUGCUAUGGGCAUCGAUAAGAGGCAGCAAUAAUUCUGAGACAACACGACUUCGUAAUACAUCGUCCUAAAUCCAGCAAGGACUCAAAAUGCUCUUGUCUGAUCCUAAAAUAAUAUUUUUCCAGGACACAGAUAGGUUUGAAAUUGUUUUUGAGGCAGAAUACGAAAUUCGACACGUAUCGCUUCAACUUCCGUAGGUGCAUAACUUACGACACUUCCGCGCACCACCGCUUUGUGGAACCAGUGACAUGCCACUUAAGUGGACUUUAGUAUUUCCGAACCAAUUCGGUCCUUCAAGAUAAGAGCAUACCAAUUCCUAAAAGGUCAAAAGGCACUUGCAAUAGAUAUAAAAAUAAGCCGUUUUAUUUUCUGAGGAAUAAAUAAUAUUUAAUCACAUUUCCUAUUGUGGGAGAAGAUAAGACGUCUUAUGACUUUUUAAUUUGUUAUAGGUACCUAUUUAGUAUUAUUAAACAAUGACGUGUUAAUAAGCUUAUAUAAAGACAACAAAUAUAUUAUGUAAUA
This is a messenger RNA of Pieris rapae (cabbage white), 2770 nucleotides long. RefSeq names its product UDP-glucosyltransferase 2. The transcript has 4 exons. Gene Ontology annotation, molecular function: UDP-glycosyltransferase activity. The coding region runs from base 53 to 1642 and encodes 529 amino acids. The record is from RefSeq and is a predicted model, not a curated record. NCBI's taxonomy places the organism in Eukaryota, Metazoa, Arthropoda, Insecta, Lepidoptera, Pieridae.